Messenger RNA from Cricetulus griseus (Chinese hamster), 2462 nucleotides. The record is from RefSeq and is a predicted model, not a curated record. Lineage: Eukaryota; Metazoa; Chordata; Mammalia; Rodentia; Cricetidae.
UCUCUCUCUCUGUUCUCUCUCCCUCUCCUUCUCUCCUAUCUCUGUGUUUAAGUCACAUUAUAUGGGAUUCUGUUCUUUUGGGACUUCGUCAUCUUUUCCACUAUGUCCUGGGACCUCCGGAGCGGUGACAGGGAUGUUAAGGACACAGUCAGUGGAUUCUCGUGACUGUACUAAUGAAAGGAUUCAAGCUCUCCUGCACUGCCAGUAACUCCAACCGCAGCACGCCGGCCUGCUCCCCCAUCCUCCGGAAGCGGUCCGGCUCGCCAACACCACAGAACCAGGACGGAGAGACCAUGGUGGAGAAGGGCUCAGACCACUCCUCCGACAAGUCCCCAUCCACCCCGGAGCAGGGUGUGCAACGCAGUUGCUCUUCACAAUCUGGUCGGAGUGGUGGUAAAAAUUCCAAGAAAAGCCAGAGUUGGUACAAUGUGCUAAGCCCCACUUAUAAGCAGAGAAAUGAAGACUUCAGAAAGCUCUUUAAGCAACUUCCAGACACGGAGCGCCUCAUUGUUGAUUACUCAUGUGCACUCCAAAGAGACAUUCUUCUUCAGGGCCGACUCUACCUCUCAGAAAACUGGAUCUGCUUCUACAGCAACAUCUUCCGAUGGGAAACUCUGCUGACAGUCCGUUUGAAAGAUAUCUGCUCCAUGACUAAGGAGAAAACAGCUCGCCUCAUUCCCAAUGCCAUACAAGUCUGUACUGAUUCAGAAAAGCACUUUUUUACUUCAUUCGGGGCCCGGGAUAGGACAUACAUGAUGAUGUUCCGACUCUGGCAGAAUGCUCUCCUUGAAAAGCCCCUAUGCCCCAAGGAGCUCUGGCACUUUGUCCACCAGUGCUAUGGGAAUGAGCUGGGUCUAACCAGUGAUGAUGAGGACUAUGUGCCUCCAGACGAUGACUUCAACACAAUGGGCUACUGUGAAGAGAUCCCUGUAGAAGAGAAUGAAGUGAAUGACAGCUCAUCCAAAAGCAGCAUAGAGACCAAGCCUGAUGCCAGCCCACAGCUGCCCAAGAAGUCCAUCACCAACAGCACACUGACCUCGACGGGAAGCAGUGAAGCACCUGUCUCGUUUGAUGGUUUGCCGCUGGAGGAAGAGGUGAUGGAGGGUGAUGGGUCCCUGGAGAAGGAGCUUGCCAUUGACAACAUCAUAGGAGAGAAGAUUGAGAUCAUUGCGCCAGUGACCUCCCCUUCACUGGACUUCAAUGACAAUGAGGAUAUCCCCACCGAGCUCAGUGACUCUUCAGAUACCCACGAUGAAGGAGAAGUCCAGGCCUUCUAUGAGGACUUGAGUGGAAGACAGUAUGUGAACGAGGUCUUCAACUUCAGCGUGGACAAACUCUAUGACCUGCUGUUCACCAACUCACCCUUCCUCCGGGACUUCAUGGAGCAGCGGCGCUUCUCUGAUAUCAUCUUCCACCCAUGGAAAAAGGAGGAGAAUGGAAACCAGAGCCGUGUGAUCCUCUACACCAUUACCCUUACCAAUCCCCUGGCUCCCAAAACCGCCACUGUCAGGGAGACACAGACCAUGUACAAAGCGAGUCAGGAGAGUGAAUGCUACGUGAUAGAUGCUGAAGUCCUCACCCACGACGUGCCAUACCAUGAUUACUUCUACACCAUCAAUCGCUACACGCUCACCCGCGUGGCUAGGAACAAGAGUCGGCUCAGGGUCUCCACAGAGCUCCGCUAUCGAAAACAGCCCUGGGGGUUUGUAAAAACUUUCAUUGAGAAGAACUUCUGGAGUGGAUUGGAGGACUACUUUCGCCAUUUAGAGUCUGAGCUAACCAAAACAGAGAGUACCUACCUGGCUGAAAUGCACAGACAGUCACCCAAGGAGAAGGCCAAUAAGUCUUCAGCAGUCCGGAGGAGGAAGCGUCCCCAUGCCCACCUGCGGGUACCUCACCUGGAAGAGGUGAUGAGCCCUGUCACCACACCCACUGAUGAAGAUGUGGGCCACAGGAUCAAGCACGUGGCAGGUUCCACGCAGACGCGGCAUAUCCCCGAGGACACUCCCAGCGGUUUUCACCUACAGAGUGUGUCCAAGCUGCUGCUGGUUAUCAGCUGUGUUCUGGUGCUGCUGGUCAUCCUUAACAUGAUGCUCUUUUACAAGCUGUGGAUGCUGGAGUACACCACACAGACCCUGACUGCCUGGCAGGGCCUUAGGCUACAGGAAAGGUUACCCCAGUCUCAGACAGAAUGGGCCCAGCUAUUAGAAUCCCAACAAAAGUACCACGAUACUGAGCUCCAGAAGUGGAGGGAGAUCAUCAAAUCCUCAGUGAUGCUCCUCGACCAGAUGAAGGACUCACUCAUCAAUCUUCAGAAUGGCAUCAGGUCCCGAGACUACACGACCGAAAGUGACGAGAAGAGGAACCGCUAUCAUUGACAAGGCAGGACCAGGGGUGGCUGCCAGAGGCCUGUGCAAUACAUGUACAUAGACCCUAUAAAUAUAUAUAAAUAUAUAUAUAUA